AUGUCAAAUCUUACAAAGCUUGAAUUUGUGGCUCUUGAUAUGACUGGCAAGAACUAUCUAUCUUGGAUUCUAGAUGCUGAAAUCCACUUAGAUGCUAUGGGUCUUGGAGACACAAUCAAAGAAGAAAAUAAAGCAUCCAAUCAAGAUAAGGCAAAAGCAAUGAUUUUCCUUCGCCACCAUCUUCAUGAAGGAUUAAAAAUUGAGUAUCUCACAAUAAAAGAUCCAGUCGAUCUUUGGAAAAGUCUAAAAGAGAGAUAUGACCACCAAAAAAUAGUGACUGAUGCUGAUUUGUUAGAAAAAACAUUCUCUACUUUUCAUGCCUCAAAUGUGCUCCCGCAGCAGCAAUAUCAUGAAAAUGGCUUUAAGAAAUACUCUGAACUGAUUUCAUGUCUCCUUAUGGCUGAGGAAAAUGACGAGCUAUUGAUGAAAAAUCUUGAAUCUCGAUCAACUGGUUAUGCUCCAUUCCCUGAAGUGAAUGCGACAUCAUUUAGAAAUUUUGAUCGUGGUCGUAAUCAUGGACGUGGAAAAGGUGGUCAUAAUUAUCGCAGUCGUGGUGGUUACACAAAUUAUUAUUCUGAUAAUAAGAAUACCCACCAGAAGUGGAUGAAUAGUGAAGAGAUACAUGAAAAAGACAAAGGUGGUCAAAGUAAAAGGAAUACAGAAAAUGUUUGUUAUCGAUGUGGCAUGAAAGACCAUUGGUCACGUACUUGUCGUACACCAAAGCAUCUUGUUCAACUUUAUUAA
Messenger RNA from Theobroma cacao (cacao), 744 nucleotides. The record is from RefSeq and is a predicted model, not a curated record. NCBI's taxonomy places the organism in Eukaryota, Viridiplantae, Streptophyta, Magnoliopsida, Malvales, Malvaceae.